AUGUGUUUGCAGGAGGAGACAAUAUCAGAGCUCAGGCGACAGCUGAUUGGUCAGCAGAAGGUCAAGGGGUUUAUUUUGGAUGGAUUCCCUCGGGAUGUCCACCAGGCUCUAAGCUUCCAAGAACAGAUUGGCUCUCCUGAUCUGGUGAUGCUCCUGCUCUGCUCCAAUGAAACUCUGCGCUGUCGGCUGCAAAGACGAGCCACUGAGCUUGGUCUCCUAGGAGACAGUAGCUACGCCCUGCGGAAACGCAUUGACUCAUUUCAGAGAGACAUCAUCUCUGUCAGAAGAUAUUACAAACAGCUAAACCUGCUGAAACAGGUGGAUGCAGACCGAGAUGAGGACCAGGUAUUUGCUGAUCUGAAAUCAGUCAUCAUAGAAAAACUGCCUCAGAAGGAGUCAUCAGAUCCUGCCGAUAUCUUAGAAUGCAGCGGUGCAGUCCCUCCUGCCGCAUCUUGCUAAAAAUACAACUGUAACUAAAAAUAACAUAAAAAAAACAAAAGAUUCUCUGAAAACUGUCGGAACCAAUCACAAAUUAAUCUGUGAGCAAUGUUCUGAUUAGACAAUAAUGUCUGUUUAGUGUGCUCGGUCUUUUAUCUGUUGUUGACCUGUGACACAUAAAUAUCGAUGGUGUAAUCAUGUCUCAUCCAAAUCAGGAGAAACACUUAUAGUAUGAGCUUUUUCUAUUUUUUUUAUUAUUGUUUUCUAUAUAUAUUCAUUUGUAGCAGGUGUACCUUGAGCUUAUAAGUUUGUUCAUGUAAUUGAAUCCUGAUGUACUUAACAUUUGUAAAUACAGUAAAAAACAAAACA
Molecule: messenger RNA, 807 nt
Organism: Labrus mixtus (cuckoo wrasse)
Lineage: Eukaryota; Metazoa; Chordata; Actinopteri; Labriformes; Labridae
Product: adenylate kinase isoenzyme 5-like
Exons: 4
Coding region: 1-459 (152 amino acids)
Biological process (GO): nucleoside triphosphate biosynthetic process
Cellular component (GO): cytoplasm; cytosol
Molecular function (GO): ATP binding; AMP kinase activity
Source: RefSeq, a predicted model, not a curated record